UGGUUUUCUUUUUCUUUUCUUUUCUUUUCUGUUUCUGUUUCUUUCCACCCCUUUGAUCGGUAAAUGUUACUCAACGCUCCGAGGUCGCUUCUAUAGCCACAAAGAUUCUGUCCGCUCCCAAUCCACAAUACCAGCAAGCCUUCUAAACUAGGACAAACGAACAAAAAUGUUGGAUAGAAAGGAAGAUAUAUCCACCAUGUCCGAAAACCCAACUGCCUCUGCCUCCCUCACACUGCUGUCAGAUUUGACCCCUCCAUCCCUCGAUCGCACGUGGUUGACCGCACCCCAUCCCUCUCUCCCCAUUGUUGCGACCUGUAGCUCUGAUAAAACUGUCCGUGUAUACUCGCUAACCAACUUUCGGCUUCUCUCAACCAUUUCGGGCGGCCACAAACGCAGCGUGCGCACAUGUGCCUGGAAACCACACGUGCAAGGCGAAAGUGUUCUGGCGACAGGGAGCUUCGAUGCAACAGUGGGGAUCUGGCGACGGUGGGACAGCUACGGUCGGGCAGAGGAUGGCACAGAUGCCUGGGGCUUGAGCUCAGAGAUACUCGACGGCAAUGGGCGUGAUACUCAGGAAGAUGAAGAAGAUGAAGAAUGGCGAUUUGCGGUCCUCCUAGAUGGACAUGACAGCGAAGUCAAGUCGGUGUCAUGGUCGCCAUCCGGGAUGUUGUUGGCGACAUGCUCCCGGGACAAGUCAAUCUGGAUCUGGGAAGACCUGGAUGACGGUGACAACAAUUUCGAGACCGUGGCUGUCAUGCAGGAACAUGAAGGCGAUGUAAAAUGCGUCGCCUGGCAUCCCGUGGAGGAGUGUCUGGCCAGCGCCAGCUACGACGACACCAUCCGGUUGUGGCGUGAGGAUAUCGACGACUGGGGCCAGGUUGCGUGCAUCAAGGGUCAUACGGGAACUGUCUGGUAUUUAGACUGGGAAGGUAUUGACAACGUGCCAUCUACUGCUGCGGUGUGUGAGCAGGGCACAUCCCUGUCUGCUGAAUGGAAGGACCAGCAUGCCAUGUCUGGCCCUCGUCUCGCCUCAUGCUCCGAUGACAGAACAGUCCGCAUCUGGAAACGGAGGCCUAAAGAACAGCAGGCACAAUCGCAGGUUAAUAGUACGAGCAUACCUAGUAUCAUCCGGCCAGCAGGCACCGAUGAGACGUGGGAAGAAGACGUUCUUCUCCCACAAAUGCAUGAGCUCUCCAUCUACGCGGUUGCAUGGAGCAAGCGUACUGGGUUAUUAGCUUCCGUCGGUGCAGAUGGACGCAUCGUGGUCUAUGAGGAGCGGUUCUUGACAACACCAGCACGAACGCUAGACACCGAUGCUCCUACAGAUACUUCUGCUAGUACAUCUCGAACUCAUACAGAAUGGGUAGCUAUUGCGAUAUUAGAGGGUGCCCAUGGCAUCUACGAGAUCAAUCAUGUUGCAUGGGCCAGGCGCGCGGACAGAUGCCGAAAAGAGAACGAGGAGGUCCUUGUCACAACCGCUGACGAUGGGAGUCUUAAGGUCUGGGCCCUUCGGAGAUAGCUCUUCGGGGUGUGAAGGAGAUCCCGAUGAUUUUUGCAGUGAGAGGUGAUUACAUGCCGGUUGAAUAUAUCGGACAGCCAGCGGAUAGAAAGGGUUGCGAAAUCGGCAUUGUAGAACACAAGAAAGUAGACAUCACUAAGUUGGAACAUUGGGAUCGAAACUCCAUCCACUGUAUUUGCGU
Aspergillus caelatus is the source of this 1700-nucleotide messenger RNA. RefSeq names its product iron-sulfur cluster assembly protein CIA1 (gene cia1). The record is from RefSeq and is a predicted model, not a curated record. The transcript is spliced from 2 exons. Gene Ontology annotation, molecular function: protein binding. The coding region runs from base 167 to 1519 and encodes 450 amino acids. NCBI's taxonomy places the organism in Eukaryota, Fungi, Ascomycota, Eurotiomycetes, Eurotiales, Aspergillaceae. Gene Ontology annotation, biological process: iron-sulfur cluster assembly. Gene Ontology annotation, cellular component: cytosolic [4Fe-4S] assembly targeting complex.